Molecule: messenger RNA, 1788 nt
Organism: Porites evermanni
Lineage: Eukaryota; Metazoa; Cnidaria; Anthozoa; Scleractinia; Poritidae
Source: the annotation of a GenBank genome assembly
AUGGGUAAGAGAUACCAUGGAAGAUCGAAAACGGAGGGGGAAGAAACGUCUGCUGAUCAAAUGAAAAGUGAAGAUGGAGCAGAAGGGAAGAAAGUUAUUGACGUAGAAUCCGGAGCCGAAAUAGUGACAAGUGAAGGUACCAGCUGCGCCUUCAAAGAGUGGGCUGUUCACCUGAUAAUCCCCCCUGAUGCUGUAUCUGAGCGUACGUCAAUAGUGGUCCACGGAUGGAAAUACAGUGUCCUUUCACCCCCGCUGCAGGAGCAUGAAGCCAUCACUAGCAAUGUUAUUGAAAUAUUUUCCAUGAAUGGCCAAGAACUAAAAUUUAACACCAAGGUGAAGCUGUCGCUAUCUCACAGCGCAACACACCUACAGGGCUACGAGCUGGUGAUAAAAAAGCUGAUUGACAGGAAGACGAAUAAUUGGGAAGAUGUGGAUGGAACCGUGGACAUACGUUGUCGUCAAGACUUCGAAGACAAUCACCCUUCCCACAUGAAAAUACCGGACUUUUUCUUUCCGGUUGCUCAAGCUGAUAUAUCUGAGUGUUCAGCAUAUGCAGUAGUUUGCCGUCUAAAGGCUUCUCCAACUUACACCGUCACAUCUGGUGGCGGCUUAUUCAGCCAUCCUGACUUCCCAGGCGUGACAGUUACUAUCCCUGAGAAUGCUCUUGCACUUAACGCAAAGUUUCAGUUGGAGUUAAAGGUGCACGAAGUUCCAAAUGAAGAAUUUGAAGAGGAGGGUAGAUUUCUUGGACCUGUAUUGCGAAUCAACUGUUUUGACGCUGUUCAGUUUUUGAAACCUGUCACUAUUCAGUUGCCAAUUUCUCUUCUAGAGCAACAAGACUUGAAUCUAAAUCCCAGAACAUGUGACGUCAGAGUGCUGUUCCUCAAGUCCGAUAAUGGUCGAAAAGAAUGGAUUGAAAUCACUGAUGAUCUUGUGAAACCGCCAACUCUUGAUGGAAAGUUUGUAAGAUUCCCUGUGGAACGGUUCUCUGCCUAUUCGUAUUAUGUUGAGAGUAGAAACAAAAACUCAAGGUCUUAUAAACAAAGAAUUAUAAAUUUUCAUAACAGCCGUAUUUUUGUUCAGCCCAGACUGGCAGUCUUCUUCGGUUACUUUCGUCCGGAUCUUUUAAAAAUUUUGUGUCUGAUGUGUUGCCCUGCUCACCUUAAAGGAAAGGUGGUAAAAAAGCUUGAAAAACGAGGUAUAACGCCUAUUUACAAAAACUCCAAGAAAGAUAUGACACCUUGGCACGAUAAGGCAUCUGUGUUAGUAUCAGAAGGAAUAUGUCCAUAUAUAAAGAGGGACAUGGAGCAAAUUUAUCUUAGGCUGUUAGAGCACGAUUCAGACGAUGCUGAGUUGGAGGUUCGUUUUCGUGAUGACCGAGACGUAGCACGAGUGGAAUUUUUUAGCAUUUUAAAAGCCAGAGCGCCUCCUUUGUGUAGAUUGCACUUAAAAACGCCAACUCAGGGUGCGGAUUCUUCGGACUUGUGGGAACUUACGCAACAACCUAGAACAUUGAAGGAAGGCUGUCCAACGGAAGAUGAACUAGAACAUCUAUCACAAAAAGUCUCUAACGAUUGGAGAACGCUUGGGCGACGGCUAACUUUCCAUGAAUCACAGCUGCAAGAAUUUGAUGACUGCCAUAAACAAAUAUCCGAAAAAGCAUACGCCAUGUUGUUAGCCUGGAAACAAAGGAGCAGCUCAGAUGCCACCUACAGUGUUCUAAACAAAGCACUGUGCGACACGCGCGUGAAUCGUAGAGACUUAGCAGAAGAAUUUUGUCGGUACUGA